Messenger RNA from Paramisgurnus dabryanus, 2417 nucleotides. RefSeq lists its product as uncharacterized. Gene Ontology annotation, molecular function: RNA polymerase II transcription regulatory region sequence-specific DNA binding; DNA-binding transcription factor activity, RNA polymerase II-specific. The record is from RefSeq and is a predicted model, not a curated record. Gene Ontology annotation, biological process: regulation of transcription by RNA polymerase II. NCBI's taxonomy places the organism in Eukaryota, Metazoa, Chordata, Actinopteri, Cypriniformes, Cobitidae. Gene Ontology annotation, cellular component: nucleus.
UGUAUAUGAUAUAGUUUAUAUACAUUUUCCAAAUGUUCAAAAAAUUCCCAGCGUACACAGAUUAAAAAUAAAUAACAUAGCAUAAUAAAAAUGUGUUUUUGUAAUCUGGGUGGUAAAUAAGACAAUCAAUACUUCAGUUUUUUUGGUGACUUUACUGCCUCUUUUUCAUCUCUAGUUCACACACAUAAAGUGAAAGUGAUUGAGACCUUCAGUGAAGCUUCUCUUACAACAAUCCACCAAUAAAUGCUGGAGUCAAACACACAGAGAAAUCACUCCAUGUGUGACAACUGAAAUCUUCAUGACAUAAUGUUGAUGCUGGUGAAAGAGGAGCUUGAGAAGAUGACAGAUCCACAACCAUGCAGAAUAAAGGAUGAAGAGACUGAGGAACAAAUAGAUAUGAUGGAAGUGAAAGAGGAGAGUCAAGCUGAAGUGGAUGAGAAACAUCAGAUUCUAAAACUAAACCAUAAUGUUUCACAGAAAGAAACUCUGAAGACAGAAGAUAUAAAGUGUGAAAAGAGUUUCAGUGAAGAUGAACGCCCUGCAGAUCACAAGAGGACUCACAGUGAGGAGAAACCUUUAACAUGUCAACAGUGUGGAAAGAGUUAUUCCCGUAAAUCAAACCUAAACAGGCACAUGAAAACUCACGGGGGAGAAAAGUCAUACGCAUGCCAUCAUUGUAACAAGAUUUUCUUAUAUGAAAAUAAACUUAAGAGACACAUGAGGUUUCACCCUGGAGAGAAACCUUACACUUGUCAACAGUGUGGAAAGAGUUAUACCCGUAAAGCUACCCUUAACCGGCACAUGACAGCUCACAGGGGGGAAAAGCCACAUGCAUGCCAGCGUUGUGACAAGAGUUUCUCAUUUAAAAAUCAUCUUAAGAAACACAUGAUAACUCACAGUGAAAAGAAACCUCAUGCAUGUCUUCAGUGUGAAAAGAGUUUCAUAGAUAAACGUGGACUUGAGACUCACAUGAGAAGUCACACUGGAGAGAAACCUUACAUAUGCUCUCAGUGUGAAAAGUGUUUUGCAAGCAAAGACAAUCUUAGAUCACACAUGACAGUUCACACUGAAGUAAAACCGUUCACUUGUCAACACUGUGGAAAGAGUUUCAGAACAAAAGCUCACCUUAAAAUACAUGUAAGGAUUCACACUGGAGAGAAACCAUACGUGUGUCAACCGUGUGGAAUGAGCUUCACAUUUCAAGCAAGCUUUUACCAGCACGUGAGAACUCACAAUGGGGAAAAGCCACAUGCGUGCCAUCAUUGUGAAAAAAGUUUUGUAUAUAAAAAUCAACUUGAGAUACACAUGAGGUCUCACACUGGAGAGCAACCAUAUGUGUGCCAUCAGUGUGGAAAGAGUUUAACAACUGCAACUGCCCUUAAAACACAUUUGAGAAUUCACACCGGAGAGAAACCUUACACGUGCCAUCACUGUGACAAGAGUUUCACAGAAAAAAGUUACCUUAAGAUACACAUUAGACUUCACACUGGAGAGAAACCAUACACUUGUCAACAAUGUGGUAAGAGUUCUACAACUGCAGCUAAGCUUAACAAACAUUUGAGAACUCACACCGGAGAGAAACCUUACACGUGCCAUCACUGUGACAAGAGUUUCCCAGAUACAAGUCGACUUAAGAUGCACAUGAUGAUUCACACUGGAGAGAAACCACAUGUGUGCCAUCACUGUGGAAAGAGUUUUAUAACUACAGCUGUCCUUAAAAGACAUUUGGGAAUUCACACCGGAGAGAAACCACAUGUGUGCCAUCAGUGUGGAAAGGGUUUUACAACUACAACUGUGCUUAAAACACAUUUGAGAAUUCACACCAGAGAGAAACCUUACACGUUUCAUGAGAAAUCAUUACCUUAAUGAACACCUAAGAAUUCACAAUGUCUGUUCUUGUGUUCUUGUGAAACGUCAUCAGUCGCGGCCCAAGUACUGUUCCAAUUCCAAGUUCACAUCAAGUCAAGUUCACAUAACAUCUCAGGAUGUGUUCUUGAUCUGCUCAUUUGUUUGAGGAUGCUUCAGAAUGUGACUUGUGCGGACUUAAGACAGCCAAGUUUUCCAGAAUGCAUUUCACGUCAACGGCAGUGUAGCUUAAAGUCAAUAUUCGAAAUAUUUCUCUUUCUGUGUCAUAAAAUGUGGUCUUUUAGUCGAGAAUGUAGAUGAAUAAACUUCAAAUCUGUUGUCAGUUAGUAAAGAUUAAAAUGUAAAUUUUCUCUGACAAUUUUGGAUAUGUGAGUUUAAGUUGAUCAGCGGGUUGUCAGUGCCGUGUACACCGCCAAGGGCAGCCUUAUUUUGGCAAGUCCUUCUGAAAUGUGCUGGUGGCUCAGUGCAGCUGCUUUGCCCUUCAGUGUCUGAUGGUCAAACAUGAAAUAUUCCCUUUGGAUAUGUCUAACUGGCAUUUUUCUGUCUCUUUA